AUGCGUCGCUUUCUCUAUCAUGUGAGAGAUACGCUCGAGUAUUACGACGGCCUCGAUAUGCUCGAUUCAUUCGUGCCUACGGUGAUGGAUGACAAGACGCGUUUUGAUGGUGUGACUCCAUCUAUUGUGCGUGAUUAUUUCAACCAGUGGGCGCGUACUACGUGUGAAACCGAGCAAGGCGUUCCGUUUGAUCGUGCCCAGUGGGCAAAUACGGCACGGUAUAAAUUCUGUAUCAUGGUUGAUGAGGAGGCAUUGCAGUCAGUUCUGGACAUUUCACCUGAGGAUGUCGUGCGUUAUAAUGACACCGACUUUGUGGUUCUGGUUAAUGGCAGGUGGGAGCCGCGAUUCCUGAGUGAAGAGGAAUUAGGAGGUUAUACCAGUCCGCCGCAAGAGAAUAAUUUCGAGCCAGUGCAGGGGUGCACGCUGGAAGAUGUGGGCUGGAUGAAAGUGCGCUAUGAUCGGGCUCAGAUAGUGGCCUCUGCUUUUAUGCGCGAUUGUCUUGACUGGGAGCUGCAGUAUAGGCGUCCUCCUGAGAUUACUUUCAACUGCUGA
Messenger RNA from Penicillium canescens, 552 nucleotides. RefSeq lists its product as uncharacterized. Bases 1 to 552 code for a protein of 183 amino acids. The record is from RefSeq and is a predicted model, not a curated record. The transcript has a single exon. Lineage: Eukaryota; Fungi; Ascomycota; Eurotiomycetes; Eurotiales; Aspergillaceae.